AUGGCCCAAUUUCUCGACGGACUUAACGAGCGUAUUGCCCCAAAGGUCGAGCGCCAUCCGUACCGCAAUCUCCAUGAGCUUCUGCACCUAGCCGUGCAAAUCGAAAAGCAAAACCAAAGGAAACAAACCAGGCUGAGUAAGCUCAAAACUCCUCCUACUCUUUCCUCGCCAAUACCUAAACCCUCGGUCAUGCCCCGAAAGGAACUCCCCGAGAACCGUGGUAACCGUGAUUAUCGGGAAAAAGGAAAAUCCCCUGAAACAUCGCAAACUAAGCCCACCCAUGAUUCUCCUCGUGGCGCUAGAACUAGAGAGAUUAUGUGUUAUAAGUGUCGAGGUAGAGGACAUAUGGCUCGUGAUUGUCCAAACUCCCGAGUAGUGAUUAUCACCGAUAAGGGAGAGUACGAGUCUUUAGACGAGGAGGAGGCGGGUGAUCUCGAGGAAGAGAUUGAGUAUCCCGAUAGCGGAGAGCUCUUGGUUACCCGACGAGUUCUUAGCGCUAUGACCAACCCGGACGAGACCUCACAGCGAGAAACGAUAUUUCAUACUCGGUGCACCGUCCAAGGGAAAGUUUGCGGGUUGAUAAUCGAUAGCGGGUCGUGCACCAACGUGGCUAGUGCCUACGUGGUGAAAAAGUUAAGACUUGAGUCCGAAAAGCACCCGCACCCCUAUAAGCUACAAUGGUUGAAUAACCAAGGGGAAAUAAGAGUGAGCGAGAGAGUGAAAAUUCCCUUUAGCAUUGGACGUUACCACGAUGAGGUCGUGUGUGAUGUCGUUCCCAUGCAAGCGGAACACAUGAUGUUGGGUCGGCCUUGGCAAUUCGACCGAGAAGUCAUGCAUGAUGGACGAGCCAAUCAAUACUCUCUUAUACACAACAAAAAGAAGGUUGUGUUAGCCCUCUCACUCCAUCUCAAGUCCACGAGAUACAGUUGCAACUUGCGAAAGAAACCGAGCCCAAGAAAGAUCACUCUCCGGACUGAUUUCUCUCACGAGAGUCCAGCCAUAUCACGGCUUCUUGAUCAGUUCCGAGAUGUGUUUCCCGAGGAUAUCCCGGCUGGCCUUCCUCCGAUUCACGGUAUUGAGCACCAAAUCGAUCUAGUGCCUGGUGCAUCACUACCAAACCGCCCCGCCUAUCGUAUGAACCCCGAGAAAACGAAAGAGCUCGAGAAGCAGAUUCGAGAGCUUCUGGGCAAAGGGUAUAUUAGGGAGAGUCUGAGUCCCUGCGCGGUUCCGGUGCUUCUAGUACCGAAGAAAAAUGGGACUUGGCGGAUGUGCGUCGAUUAUCGUGCGAUAAACAACAUCACUGUCAAAUAUCGCCAUCCAAUUCUCCGCCUUGAUGAUAUGCUUGAUGAGCUUAGCGGAGCCACGAUUUUCUCCAAGAUCGAUUUAAAAAGUGGUUAUCAUCAAGUUCUAAUGAAAGAAGGCGAUGAAUGGAAAACCGCUUUCAAAACCAAACAAGGACUCUAUGAGUGGCUUGUGAUGCCUUUCGGGCUCACUAAAGCCCCGAGUACCUUCAUGAGGUUUAUGAAUCACAUCUUGAGAGCCUUCAUCGGCAAGUUUGUGGUCGUGUACUUUGACGAUAUUCUCGUCUAUAGUCGCACCGAGGAAGACCUCGCGAUUCAUCUUGAGCAAGUCUUGACCGCACUUAGGAAGGAAAGCCUAUACGCUAAUUUAAAGAAAUGCUCGUUCUACACUAACGAGAUCGUCUUUCUAGGCUUUGUGGUCAGCUCGAGUGGGCUGCGAGUCGAUGAGGAGAAGAUCAAAGCCAUCACGGAAUGGCCGACCCCUACCACUAUUGGACAAGAUUUUAGUAGCAUAGCCGCUUCCCUUACCGCGGAAAUUAAAAAGGACGUACCAUUUGAAUGGGGAAACGCACAAGAGCAAGCCUUUGCUGCCCUCAAAGACAGCCUUACACAUGCUCCCGUCUUAGUUCUUCCGAACUUUGACAAAACUUUCGAGGUCGAGUGCGAUGCAUCCGGGAUUGGCAUAGGAGCUGUCCUAAGCAAGAAAAGAAGCCCAGACUUGGGAGCAUUACUUGUUGCCAAGGAAUUCGUAGUGCAUUCGAAUCAUGAAACACUAAAGCAUCUUAAGGGCCAAACCACUCUCAAGCGUCGGCACGCUAAGUGGUUAGAAUUCAUCGAGACAUUCCCGUACAUCAUCAAGUACAAGAAAGGAAAAGAGAAUGUCGUGGCCGAUGCAUUGUCUCACCGACACACUUUGAUCUCGGUUAUGGAGGCGAGAUUGUUCGGCUUUGAGCAUGUCAAAGCACAGUAUAAGGGCGACCGUGACUUCGGUACCAUCGUGGAGGAAUGUCGAAAAGGAGACCACGGGCCAUAUUACUUGCAUGAUGGAUACCUAUUCCGUGAUAGACGAUUGUGUGUCCCUCAAGGAUCAUUACGAGAUGUCAUACUCCGAGAAGCUCAUGGAGAAGCUCUAGCUGGUUACUUCGGGGUAGAUAAGACUUUGGCUGUAGUACAAGAGCAUUUCUUUUGGCCACAUCUCAAGAGGGACGUCCGGAGCUUCAAUCCGAUUACACCUCUUGAUCUAAUUGUCGUGCCCGUCCAUGAGAUUCUUAAUCUCGACGGAGUAAAAAAGACCGAGUUCGUUAAGCAACUACAACAGAAGGUCAGAGACAAUAUCGCAAAACGAACCGAAUCUUACGCACGACACGCCAACAAGGGCCGCAAGACAGUAACAUUUAAGGAAGGUACAAACAUUUCGAGGACGAAAUCUUCUCAAGAGGGAGGAAAUGAUGAGGACAUCACCAAGGAUGCGAAGCUUGGAUCAGACCCGGACACGGAGCUUGGAGACGCGGAGCUAGGAGAUGCGGAGCUCAGAAAGGAGCUGGGAACGGAGCAUUGCAAGCAAGCACGGGAGACAAGUACCUUGGCAUCGUCCAUACCAAUCCCGCGUCGGAUGGAGCCGCCUCUCACGCGAUCAAAGACUCGAGCAAUGCGUCAACAAUUCCACGCAUUUGUGUCUCAAGUCUUGAGCGAGCCGAAGACCGGAAUUGAGCAUGCAUUCAUGGACGAGAUCCCGAGAGUUCGAACCAUCCUUAUGUGUCAAGAGGGAUAA
Molecule: messenger RNA, 3072 nt
Organism: Tarenaya hassleriana
Lineage: Eukaryota; Viridiplantae; Streptophyta; Magnoliopsida; Brassicales; Cleomaceae
Exons: 6
Coding region: 1-3072 (1023 amino acids)
Molecular function (GO): zinc ion binding; nucleic acid binding
Source: RefSeq, a predicted model, not a curated record